GUACAACUCGGCCCAGAUGAGCUUCGAUGACAUCCGUGCCGCCACUGCCGCCAUGAUCUCUGAUACCACGAAAGAGGGCAGGUCCUCAAUGGAUCGACUGAAGGUUGGUCAGCACCGGCAGGGUCCAUUGGCCAUGCAUCGCUUUCGCAGUGCCGCGACGGUGAAGACGAUUCCCGAGUCGGAG
Molecule: messenger RNA, 184 nt
Organism: Symbiodinium sp. CCMP2456
Lineage: Eukaryota; Dinophyceae; Suessiales; Symbiodiniaceae
Source: the annotation of a GenBank genome assembly